CUUAUCACCCUGCGUCCUCCCCAGAUUCCUCCGCCUCCAGCCCUCGACCGUGCACUCGAACCUCAUCCCAUGGCCGCUACAGUCCUCGAGUCGCUGGUCGUCCCCUCCCAUCGUCCUCACACCACCGCGCCGAGGGCUGCCGCCGCGCUCUUCCCACUCGCCGGCGGCCGUGGGUUGGGCCUCAUCCCCAGGUUCCGCGGACUUAGAUGCGCGUCGCUUCCCCUGAGGGCCGCCGCCGCGUCCAGAUCGAGGAUGGUCGGGAGGAGGGCGGCCGGCGCAUUCGUCUGUGAGGCGCAGGAGACCGCCGUCCAGCUUGCAGAUGUAUCUAAAGAUACAUGGCAGACACUCGUUCUGGGUUCAGACGUCCCAGUUCUGGUUGACUUUUGGGCUCCUUGGUGCGGACCAUGCCGAAUGAUUGAGCCAACGGUUGCCAAAUUAGCAAAAGUUUAUGAAGGCAAGCUGAAAUGCUAUAAGCUCAACACUGAUGAAAACUCUGAAAUAGCUAAUCAAUACGGGAUUCGCAGCAUCCCAACCGUAAUGAUCUUCAAAAGUGGAGAGAAGAAGGAUACUGUGAUUGGAGCUGUGCCGGAAUCUACUCUGGCCACAUCCAUCGAAAAGUUCAUCUAGAGAUGACUACAAGGAUUGAAAUUGGUUCAAGGAGUCUUUUUCUUAGUUUCAUUAAUAUUUUUGCAUUCAGCUCUCUGUGCUGUAUAUAUUAUGCUUUUACCCUUCAACCAAGUUAUAUUGCUCACUGCUGUAAGAAGCAUUUGCUGAAAUCUAAAUUUCUGCUUAGCAA
This is a messenger RNA of Zingiber officinale, 796 nucleotides long. Its product is annotated as thioredoxin 1-like. The record is from RefSeq and is a predicted model, not a curated record. The coding region runs from base 70 to 627 and encodes 185 amino acids. Lineage: Eukaryota; Viridiplantae; Streptophyta; Magnoliopsida; Zingiberales; Zingiberaceae. The transcript has 2 exons. Gene Ontology annotation, molecular function: oxidoreductase activity, acting on a sulfur group of donors, disulfide as acceptor; protein-disulfide reductase activity. Gene Ontology annotation, cellular component: cytoplasm.